AUAGGACGAGAGGGAAAGAUUGCAUUGCCAGUUUGGAUGGGCAAAGGCACAGAUUAAAGUGCACGAUUAAAUGGUAUCUGAAGUUUGUUUUCUCUGAUCAUAUCACAUGAAUAGAAUCUGCAUCAAGAACUGGCUUCAUGUAGACAAUUAAGAUCUGCAUAUUCUCAAGAAAAAUGGCUGAAGGUCAUACAAUAGAAGCCCAAAUGAACCAAAAUGAAGAAGAGAAUGAAGAUGUGAUUGAAGAAGUCAAAAUACCUUUGGGCAUAAGAUCGUCUGAGGAUUUUAAAAAAGGGUCUUCUUGGAACAACCGUUGGUGCUACAAGAGUGAAAGAGGAGAGUGGGUCAUCACUGCAAAAUGUUCAGGUGUCAUUUUGACAAUGACACUUAUUAUUAUUCUGAUCCCUGCCAUUUUGUUUGCAGAAAGAAGAAAUGAAAGAUGUCCAGAUCUUCUCCCUGCUGAUCCUUGUCCAAAAGAUUGGCUGGGAUACCAAAGGAAAUGCUACUACUUUUCACCGAUGGAAGGAAACUGGACCUCUGGCAACAGACACUGCUCCUCCCAUAAUGCCUCCUUGGCUUUGGUUGGCUCCCAGGAAACACUGGAUUUCUUUUUACGUUACAAAAGUCCUCCUGAUCACUGGAUUGGUCUCCGGAAAAAUUCAGGUCAACCUUGGAGAUGGAUUAAUGGCAGCAUUUUCAUGGAAUGGUUCUUCACACUUCCAACUGAAAUGGGAAGGAGAUGUGCAUAUUUGAACCAUAAAGCUGUUGCCAGCUCCAGCUGCACAAGAGAAGAACGCUGGAUCUGUAGCAAAGACAUGUUUAAAGGCAUUGCAGAAACUGAGCCUUGAUUCCUGCUCUAUUAUGCACAGAGGCCCUUCAAAAUGUACUUCAGCGUUGCUUUGUUUUCAGCCUCUUGCCCUAUGUAGAAGUCCACUCAGUCCUUGCAGAAUUUUUUUCCAGAAGACUGGACACUUGAGCUUUCUCGUAGGGAUCAGCUUUAUAAACACUGAGCAAGCUGAGGCAGAAAAACAAGGAUAGAGUCAAGACUAGAUGUCCGAUCUCUCAAGACUUUCUUUCCAGGAUGAAGAGGAACCAUUGGUGAUCACCCUUUGGGUUCGUUCACUUAACCAAUUACAAAUCCAUCUGACAGUAAUAUUGUGUGGCCCACAUUUUACUAGUUUGUUGCAAGAAAUCAUGGGGACUGUGUCAAAAGCCUUAUUGAAAUCAAGCUACGCUAUAUCCACACCAUUCUAACUCUAUUGAAAAACAGAGUUGUGACCUUUCAAAAGUUGAGUCUACUCUCAUUCAAACUAUCCAACAGGAUGCCAGCCAUAGUAUUAGUGGAAACCAGGGUUUGAUUCUAUGUUUGUUUAUAAAGUUAUUGUCUUC
Anolis sagrei ordinatus is the source of this 1386-nucleotide messenger RNA. NCBI's taxonomy places the organism in Eukaryota, Metazoa, Chordata, Lepidosauria, Squamata, Anolidae. The record is from RefSeq and is a predicted model, not a curated record.